GGGUGAAGUGCUGCCGCGACGGGGCGGGCGGACUCGCGGGCGCUCAGAGCCGGCCUCGGGUCCUCGGCGCUAGGCGCUCGAACCCUCAUCCCGACCCCCAUCCGGCCGGGGACCCCGACCCCGACCCGGCCCGGCCCGGCCCCCGACCCCGACCCCCGGGCCGAUGGACUACUCCUACCUCAAUUCGUACGACUCGUGCGUGGCGGCCAUGGAGGCGUCCGCCUACGGCGACUUCGGCGCCUGCAGCCAGCCCGGCGGCUUCCAAUACAGCCCCCUGCGACCCGCCUUUCCCGCGGCUGGUCCGCCCUGCCCCGCGCUCGGCUCCUCCAACUGCGCGCUCGGCGCUCUACGGGACCACCAGCCCGCGCCUUACUCGGCAGUGCCCUACAAGUUCUUCCCGGAGCCGUCGGGCCUGCACGAGAAGCGCAAGCAGCGGCGCAUCCGCACCACGUUCACCAGCGCGCAGCUCAAGGAGCUGGAGCGCGUCUUCGCAGAGACUCACUACCCCGACAUUUACACGCGCGAGGAGCUGGCGCUCAAGAUCGACCUCACUGAGGCUCGCGUGCAGGUCUGGUUCCAGAACCGCCGGGCCAAGUUCCGCAAACAGGAGCGUGCGGCCAGCGCCAAGGGUGCGGCGGGCGCGGCGGGCGCCAAAAAGGGCGAGGCGCGCUGUUCGUCCGAGGACGACGACUCCAAGGAGUCCACGUGCAGCCCCACGCCCGACAGCACCGCGUCGCUGCCGCCGCCGCCCGCCCCCGGCCUGGCCAGCCCGCGUCUGAGCCCCAGCCCGCUGCCUGCUGCCCUGGGCUCCGGGCCCGGCCCUGGCCCCGGGCCACAGCCGCUCAAGGGUCCAUUGUGGGCCGGCGUGGCGGGCGGCGGGGGCGGGGGGCCGGGCGCAGGCGCGGCGGAGCUGCUUAAGGCCUGGCAGCCUACGGAGCCCGGGCCCGGGCCCUUCUCCGGGGUUCUGUCCUCCUUCCACCGGAAGCCUGGCCCAGCCCUGAAGACCAAUCUCUUCUAGCCUCCGGACUCUGGAGGCUCCGGGCCUGCCCCGGAGAGAGCCCCUGCCCCUCCAGGACCUGACAGAGUCCCUCCCCAUUUGAGCGCCCGCCUGGAAGUGCCCAGCUGUCCCCACCCCCUACCGUGUCUGACCCCUAGGUGUGUGCCCUCCCCAGCUCUGGAGACCAAGUCAGGGUCUCUCGUCCUCACCUUCCCCACCCAGCAGAACAGGGUGCUUUUCACUGGGAUUCCCCCACCCCCACCCCUAUCCCUUCCAGCUUGGCUUUCUUUGGAAACGGGAUCAAAUAACUGUGCUGGAACCUGAGGGUCCUCAAGUAGAGUAACAGCCUGGCUCCCUCCCCUGGCUCUGCAGCCGGCUGGGUCACUCCUCACCUAAGCGACCAGCCUGCUGCCCCAGCCCCCUGGUCCACCCGCACUAAUCGUGGUUGGGAUAAUCAGCUGCCAGAAGGGUCCCACUGCCAAUUCAUCCCCUCCCAUUCCCAACCAGUCUGGCGCAGAGGUAGGCCUGUUUAGAGCAGGGGGACUGGCUGCCGGGCAUCAGGACAGAGGGGU
Molecule: messenger RNA, 1569 nt
Organism: Mustela erminea (ermine)
Lineage: Eukaryota; Metazoa; Chordata; Mammalia; Carnivora; Mustelidae
Gene: PHOX2A
Product: paired like homeobox 2A
Exons: 3
Coding region: 164-1018 (284 amino acids)
Biological process (GO): regulation of transcription by RNA polymerase II
Molecular function (GO): DNA-binding transcription factor activity, RNA polymerase II-specific; RNA polymerase II transcription regulatory region sequence-specific DNA binding
Source: RefSeq, a predicted model, not a curated record